Sphaeramia orbicularis (orbiculate cardinalfish) is the source of this 1548-nucleotide messenger RNA. RefSeq names its product adaptor related protein complex 3 subunit sigma 1 (gene ap3s1). The transcript is spliced from 6 exons. Bases 241 to 822 code for a protein of 193 amino acids. The record is from RefSeq and is a predicted model, not a curated record. Lineage: Eukaryota; Metazoa; Chordata; Actinopteri; Kurtiformes; Apogonidae. Gene Ontology annotation, biological process: intracellular protein transport; Golgi to vacuole transport. Gene Ontology annotation, cellular component: membrane coat; AP-3 adaptor complex.
AGGAGGUGGAGAGCAUGACUGGUGUUUGACGUGGAAUAUUUCCGUAAAGAGACGAUGGAGGAGUAGGGAGAGUCAGUGAGAGUGUGUGUAUGUGUGGAAGCUAUCCCGUAUUAACCUUAAAUCGAGACGGGAUUUAGCCGUGGAUCCCAGUCGGAGCUGGGUUCACGGGAGUUUGAUAUCCAACAGUCUGUAAUAGACUGAUCCCAUUGUGCCCCCUCCUCCCUCCGCUCAGCUACAAUCAUGAUAAAAGCCAUCCUAAUAUUCAACAACCAUGGGAAACCAAGGCUUUCUAAAUUCUACGAGCAUUAUACUGAAGACACGGAACAACAGAUCAUCAGGGAAACCUUCCACUUGGUCUCGAAAAGAGAUGAGAACGUGUGUAAUUUCCUGGAAGGUGGAAUGUUGAUUGGAGGAUCAGACUAUAAGCUGAUCUACAGACACUACGCCACACUCUACUUUGUUUUUUGUGUGGAUUCCUCAGAGAGUGAACUGGGAAUUUUAGACUUAAUCCAGGUUUUUGUGGAAACGUUGGACAAGUGCUUUGAGAAUGUUUGUGAGCUUGACCUAAUUUUCCAUGUAGAUAAGGUGCACAACAUUCUGGCUGAGAUGGUGAUGGGUGGGAUGGUCCUGGAGACCAACAUGAAUGAAAUCAUCACACAGGUGGACGCCCAGAACAAGAUGGAGAAGUCUGAGGCCGGUAUUGCAGGAGCGCCUGCUCGUGCCGUAUCAGCUGUAAAGAACAUGAAUCUCCCGGAAAUGCCCAGAAACAUCAACAUUGGUGACAUCAGCAUAAAAGUGCCAAACUUACCCUCCUUCAAAUAAUGGCAGCGAGAUCCCCAGUCUGCAGAUGUCAGCCAGUGUUUACAGUGAUGCAAUCUGUUUACCAAAACCUCAAAUAACUAACUUUUAUCAAAAGUAUACUUCUUGAAGGUACUGUGUGAUCUAAAACUCCUUUUUUUGGUGUUAUCUUUUUGUUUCUCCUCUUAUAAAAAAAAGAAUGUUUUACAUGUUUUUUUUCUGUUUCAAAGAGAAAUGAAGUAUUUAUUUUAUCAGUGGUACAUUCCUGCUGCCUCACUGAGGUCGGCCUUUAAUGUUCAGCUGCUACAGUACACAUCUGUGACAGUUUGUACCUGAAAAAAUGUUGCUUACUGAAGUGUUUACUGAAGCAUUUGUGAAAUGAAAGCUCAGCAGGUAGUGAAGUUUGCAUUCAGUUUUAUUGGUUUGGUUAUUCCAGAUCAGAGAAAUCAAUCAUAGAUCGUGACAUAAAUGAAGUAAUUUCAAAUACCAAAUUACAACAUCUGCUCGAGUAUUGAAGUCAUACAUGACAGCUUGUUUGUAAAAUCAGUACAAACAAAUAUUAUAUAAUAGAUAUGCUGUGUGAUGGAAAUAUGGAUGUGUAUGCUGAAAUGAUUCUUUUGUUUUCUUACUUGUCUACACAAAAUAUUUUUAAAUGAUUUAUCAUGUCUUAUCAAAUAAGUCUCUCACAUUCAAUCUCUGCAUGAGUUUAUUUUCUCUCCUUUUACAGCAUAAUAAACUAUUGAAAUUCAA